Yarrowia lipolytica CLIB122 is the source of this 2082-nucleotide messenger RNA. RefSeq lists its product as uncharacterized. The record is from RefSeq and is a predicted model, not a curated record. Lineage: Eukaryota; Fungi; Ascomycota; Dipodascomycetes; Dipodascales.
AUGAAAGUGUCCAUUCUCCUAGCAGCGGCUACUGCAGCCUCCGCAAUUGCUCUCCCACAACUCCACAGACGUCACGAGGGACAUGAUGAGACAGAAGCCACGGGCAUCACCAACACACCCCACAGUAACGACAAGACAAACAUCAACGAUAUCAACGAUAACAACGAUGCAACCUCGCCAUCAGCACAUAGCCAUAGCAAUACCCACAGCGGCAACUCGACACACGACAAUGAAGACAUGAUGGAACCCAACCCAGCAUCAAUGAACGGAGGCCACCACUCCCACGGCCUGCCCAUUCUGGCGCACCCCGAAAAACUCGAGCCCCAGCAGCUGGCGUACUGGACCGCCUACGACCCCACCAACUUCUUCAACACAGAAACCCCCGGCCAGAGCCUUCUCACCUGGCACAUCCUCAUGGUGGCCACCGCUUGGAUCGGCGUCUAUCCCAUCGCGGUGAUGUUGUCGUCGGCCAAAUCGGGCCUGUACCUCCCGGUCCAGACCGCCCAAGUGGUCAUGGUGGCGCUCGGAGCCAUUUUCCUAGGCAUGUACGGAUCGUCCCCCGAGGUGGAAAAGAUGUACCCCGGCGCCAUCUACGGAAAGUUUACCGUGCUCGUUCUCAUCCUGUCGCUGGUGCACUACCUGGCGGCCCUGCUGACCUCGCUCGCCUACCGAGACACCACACCCAACGAUAGCGACCCCCGCCAGCUGGCCGAGGCGUUCCAGCUGCAGCCCUACCACCGGGUCAGCGACUCCGACUCAGACCACACCCUCAAUGGCACUCCCUCCGCGACCCCCUCCGUUCCCCAGCCCUCCAAGUUCCGAAUCUCCGAAGACGCCGAGGACGAUACCCCCAUGUCUCCCUGCCAGUACUACGGAGACGACGAGUGUGGAGGAGCCGAGGCUGCUUCUUCGUCCUCGAUGCGGCCCCAGCCCUUUGAGCAGAAGAUGGAGGACAAGUGGGUCGCACGGCUGAUGGCCAACUCCCAUGUCAGCAGCACCGUCGACCGGUUCGGAGCCCUGGCCAACUUUGUGCACACCUACCUCCAGGGCAUUAUGCUGCUCGUGGCGUUUGCAUACGUGAUCUGCGGCGUGGUGACUGGCUGUCGCCUAGGCAUGGGCCACAAUGUGUUCAACAUUCUCGCUCACUUUAUCAAGGGCGGUGUCUUCACCGUGCUCGGUCUCUUCACCUUUGCUCGUUACGUCGGCGUCUUCACCGACAAGGGCUGGGCCUGGAACCUGAACCAGGAGCAGGUCAACAGCGUCAAGAUGCUGCAUUCUCGAAGCAGGGCCAACUCGCGCGGUUCUCGACGACGAGCGCGAUCUUCUCCCCCCGCUCCCACCAAGAUGACUGCUCUGUCUGUGGCUCGAACCGCAGUUUCCAAGGUGUUUGGCGUGCUGGCCUUCCUCAAGCCCCAGUCCUUCACGUUUGAGUUUGUCGAGUCCGCGCUCAUUCUCAUUUACGGCGUGCCCAACAUCUUCAUGGAGCACCUCGCUUCUAAGGACGGUCACUGGACGCCCGCAGACCUGCAGCAUGCCUCCAUUGCCUUCAUGUUCAUUGGCGGCGGUCUGUCUGGCGUGCUGCUCGAGUCUGCCCUGGUGCGAAAGCUUCUGAGCUCCAAGACGUACCCCAUGUCCUUUAACCCCUUCCCCGCGCUCACCAUUUUCUGGACCGGCAUUCUCAUGUCCCAGCACGCCCAGGCGCUGCCUCUGUCCACUGCUAUCCACACCCAGUGGGGCUACCUGCUGGCCAUUGGCGCCGUCUUCCGAGGAAUCACCUACUUGCAGUACUUUAUCGUGUACUCGCAGGCUCUGGCUCGACUUGACGGGGGUGCUGAGAUGAAUGUGGACCAGCUGACUCUGCCCAGCCGUCCCUUCACGGAAAUUGUGGCAUCCUUCUGUCUCAUUUCUGGUGGUCUGGUAUUCAUGCAGAGCAACCGAGAGACGGUCGAGGCGUUUGUUUACCGGGGCAUUGACUCCAUGUUCACUCUCAACGUGACUGUGGGCGUCACCUCGUUCAUCAUGGCAUGGGAGCUUGUGGUUCUUGCCAUCAAGGGCUGGGCUUCUCGACGGAAGCGAGUUUAA